This is a messenger RNA of Camellia sinensis, 2029 nucleotides long. Its product is annotated as putative disease resistance protein At1g50180. Lineage: Eukaryota; Viridiplantae; Streptophyta; Magnoliopsida; Ericales; Theaceae. The record is from RefSeq and is a predicted model, not a curated record. Gene Ontology annotation, molecular function: ADP binding.
ACUGAAAUUGAAAGAGAGAUGGAACGCCAUUUUUGUUUAUCCAGGUAAAAGAAAAAGAAAAAAGAAAAAAAAAUUGCACUCCGUUUGCCAUUGCCACCGUUAGUCAAAACGAUGCUAUUUUUUUGAAAACGGUACCGUUUCAAUUUAUUCUCACCAUCUGCACUACGUGGUCCAUUUCAGUCCAUUGGAUCAAACUCUUCUCCAUGUGUUUUCAUCUGGUACAAACUGCAGGACACUGCUGGAGGAUACCAUGGCUGGAGAGGAUCCUAAUCCGCAGGGGGGGAAAGGCAAUCAAGGAUAAAUGAAACCCAUUGAAUUUGAGCAUUACAAAUCCUCAAUUUUCAAACUCACAGCGGAAAGGCAAUCAAGGAUCAAUGAAACCCAGUUGAAUUUGAGCAUUAAAAAUCCUCAAUUUUCAAACUCACAACUCACCUACUAUUCCAAACUCAGUUCAGAAUUCAGAGCUCCAUUAUUUUCUCAUCAACAGAGCAAAAUGGCGGAGAGUGCGGUGUUCCAUCUACUAGCCAACCUUGCACCCUUUCUCCAACAAGAGGCCAAUUUGUUGAUCGGAGUUCGAGAAGAGAUCGAAUACAUCAGAGAUGAAUUCGAGCGCAUGACAGCUUUCCUCAGAGUUGCCGAUGCUAUGGAAGAGAACAACCCCGAACUCAAAGUAUGGGUCAAACAAGUCCGAGAAGCUGCGUACGACAUUGGAGAUGUUCUCGAGUUGUACAUGCUUCGCCUCGGACACCGUCAUGGCGCUGGAUUUCGCGGUUUUCUUCGUAAGGUUUCUUCCUUUAUUAGGACAUUAAAAGCUCGUCACCAAAUUGCUUCUGAAGUUCAAAGAAUAAAGUCCAGAGUGGACGAUAUUUCCAAGGGACAUCAGAGGUACCAUGACAGGUAUGGUAUGUUAGAGCAAGGCUCAAGCUCAAGGUCCACUGGUCUUAACACAGCAUGCCAUGAUUAUCGCGGCGAUGCCCUUCUACUCCAUGAAUCUGAGCUUGUGGGCAUCGACAAGCCCAAAUCGCAACUAAUUAGGUGGUUGGUGCAUGAAGACCCCAGACUCAAGGUGUAUUCUGUUUCAGGAAUGGGCGGAUUGGGCAAAACGACACUAGUUAAAAAGGUCUUUGAUGAUGCAGAUGUGAAGAAUCAUUUCCAGAGCCGUGUUUGGAUCACUGUUUCUGAAUCCUUCAAGAUUGAGGUGCUCCUAAAAGGCAUCAUCAAACAACUUUUUGAAGAAAUCAAGCAACCAGUCCCACAAGGGUUGGACAACAUGGAUAUCAACAGCUUGAAAGGGAUAAUUAAUGCUUUCCUGCAACAAAAGAGGUAUGUGCUUGUUUUCGAUGAUGUAUGGGAUUUUCAUGCGUGGCAAUCUUUCAGAUAUGUGUUUCCUAUUGGCAAUUGUGGCAGUCGAGUAGUGCUGACAACCAGAAAUGCAGAAUUAGCCUCUUUCUCUAGUAAAGAACAUAAUGGCAAUGUCUAUAAUCUCCAGCCCUUGCCUCCCAAAGAGUCUUGGACAUUGUUUUGCAGGAAAACAUUUAUGGAGAAUUCUUGCCCUUCUCAUUUGGAAGGACUUUCAAAAGCCAUCUUGAAUAGAUGCCAGGGAUUGCCGCUUGCAAUUGUGGCAAUUAGUGGUCUUUUAUCAACAAAGGAUAGGAGCAGUGUGGAUGAGUGGGAUAAGAUUUACCGCAGCCUUGGUGCAGAACUACAAGGAAAUGACAAACUCCUAAGCAUGAACAAAAUAUUGUCCCUCAGUUACAUUGAUUUACCUUAUUAUCUGAAGUUCUGCUUUCUCUAUCUAAGUGUUUUUCCAGAGCAUUGUUUCAUUGACCAUUGGAGAUUGAUUCGGUUAUGGGUGGCAGAAGGAUUUGUAGAAUUGAAAGCAGGAAUGAUGAUAGAAGAAGUUGCCGAGGGUUACCUCAAUGAGCUAAUCAAUAGAAGCUUAAUUCAAGUCGCAAAGAGGAGACGAGAUAGAAGGGUCAAAAUGUAUCGCAUCCAUGACCUUUGGCGUGGAAUAAUUUUUUCAAAGUAG